GGGAAACUGGGAACGGAGGUCACGUGACUCACGUUAAGGACUCGUCCCGUACUCCAAAAUCUGAACCGUUAUCUCCAAAGCUUCGUCGCCGGCGAAGACAUUUCGGAUGCACCCCUCUUCGUUUGACGAUGCAAUUGCCAAACCAGGGAUUCAAACCGAUCAUCAAUCUAAUUAAAUUCCACAUAUCCACGCACUUUAUCUCCUCAUCUUUUUAUUCUGGCGAAAGACGCGCUUUGUCUUGAUUGACAAAGAUGUUCCCCUGAAGCGAGCAAGAUUAAUAGCGAAUUGCAGUCGUCUAUUUUUGCUCAGCUUCAGGCACUUCGCGGACAUCCUCGUGCACAACUCAUUCAGGUUUCUUAGCAGUACCUUGUUGAACUUAUGCGAAGAUGAGGAGAAGAAGCCGCCUUUUAGAAACUCCUUCCUUACAUUGCUUGUUUUCCAGUACCGCCAUAGCUGUUUUUCUCCAGGUGCUUGGGGCUGCUUCGGUUGCGGUUCCGAGUUCCAACUGCUACGCUCUUGACAAUUCCAGUCACAUUUAUGAUUUCAGCAGCUGGAUUGGACAUGUUUUUGAGUAUGAUGGGGGGAAGGAUUCUGACUUGGCUGUUCGAUUUUGUAAGGAUGUGGAGAGUAGAGCACAUUCGGGCUAUGUUGACUUUGGAAGAUUUGAUCAUUUCAACUAUUUUGUUGCUGGUUCAGGUCAUGCUAGUUUUGUUCAAGAGUUCUAUGGUGGUGACCUUAGGAAUUGUGAGCAUACUUAUGACAAAAUGGGACGUACAGCUCAGGUCAACAUCAUAUGUGGAAAUUGCUCAGAUAGAUACUGUAAAGGUGAACUUGGAUGCAUAUGCAAUGUCACAUACGAGUCAACUUGCAGAGUUCUAGUUGAACUUGCCAUUGCAUGUGAGAAACAGGGCCCACAAGUGUUUGAAGGGUUCACAGUUGGUUUUCACCCACGGUCUUGGGAGCUUGUUUACAAUGGCUUGACUCAAAUGGGUUAUGAGAAAUCUCAUCAUGAAUUUAGUUUCAAAACUGAACAGACCCAUGUGGCCCUUUACAUGACAGCAAUUGCUUCACUUUCAACUUUAGUGCAAAAACCAACUUUUAAGAUCUCCCCAGAACAUGGCCUUGAGGUUAAGUUAUCAGGCUCAGGGGCGAGUGGGAGACCACCAACAACUUUGUCGCCAACAAUAUUGAUGGUGGAUUGGAGAUGUGAGAAGGCCCGCAAUACUCCAUAUGAAGUUGAGAUAACUAUCCCAGUUAAGGGUUAUGACUCAAUCCAGUUUACUCUUACAAAGAUGUGUGAAUACAUACAACAUAAAGAGGGCGAGGCAAUGCACGGAUGGGCUAUAUUUGGAGUAAUAUCUUGCACGUUGAUUGUUUCUACAACGUUGUUCUGUUCUGGAGGAUUUGUCUACAACACACAAGUGCAGAACCGGCAUGGCCUUGAUGCGCUGCCAGGCAUGACAAUUGUAUCUGCAUGUUUAGAAACAGUGAGCAAAGGAGGGCACAACUAUUCUCAUCAAGAAGACAUUAAUAGCCCUUUUGUCAAUCAAGUCUCUUGGGAACGUCCGCCUGUGCCUGCCCAAGGACCAAGGAGAACAACAAACGAAAGAAGAUAUGGUGCAAUUUGAACUCGUGGCAUUUGCUGAUCUUCACUCUUCCAAAUGCUGUACUUAAAAAGUGUCAUCAGAGAUAAGACCCAUACAAGAUGGGGCUUUCUUUUGAGGAAACAAGUACGUUUGGAUAGUUAUUCUGACAAUAUAGGAAAUUCUCUUCUUCCUUAUCAUCUACAUUUCAUCUCUGCUCGAGGAGAUACAGGUAUGCCUUCUCUUGGUGGGGUACAACAACAUGGUAAAAACCCGGUUUUGUAGAUUGAAAGAUAUGUGCUGUUGUAAUUCACCGCUAGUUGACGUGCAAUUUUCUCAACAGGUAGGAGCACUUUCUUCGUAUCUCUUAUCUGAUAACAGAUAGAAACACAUCUAAAACUAUAUUGGUUGCUACAAGUAAUUAUAAACGUCACAUUCUUUA
Messenger RNA from Diospyros lotus (date-plum), 2025 nucleotides. RefSeq lists its product as uncharacterized. NCBI's taxonomy places the organism in Eukaryota, Viridiplantae, Streptophyta, Magnoliopsida, Ericales, Ebenaceae. The record is from RefSeq and is a predicted model, not a curated record. The coding region runs from base 387 to 1628 and encodes 413 amino acids. The transcript is spliced from 17 exons.